Molecule: messenger RNA, 1437 nt
Organism: Aureobasidium musti
Lineage: Eukaryota; Fungi; Ascomycota; Dothideomycetes; Dothideales; Saccotheciaceae
Source: the annotation of a GenBank genome assembly
CCGACCUUGUCUAUCCCCCCUCAAGACGGUGGUAAAGGAGCCUGGAUGUUUCUUUUCGGCGCCUGUAUCAUCGAGAUAACAGCAUGGGCAUACUUCAACAGUCAUCCACCCUUCCAGGGCCAGAAUCUCGUCUCUACAGGCGGUGUUUUGUCGAAUGGCGUCUUGCAGUUGUCUCUGCCUCCUGUCAUGUAUUAUGUGAACAAUUUUCCCAAGCAUCGCGUGCCAGUCAUGUGGCUUGGGUGUCUGAUUUGUACAUUCUCUGCGAUUGGUGCGGGUUUUGCAAGGACGGUAUGUCUGAAUCAGCUUCUAGUUUGCCUCUUCUCGGCUAACUGNCCACUGCAACUCAUCAUGGCAAUUGGCUUGUUGUACGGCAUUGGAGCUGGGAUGUUGUUCGGUCCUUCGAUUCAUCUGAUGGCCGAAUGGUUUAAGGUAAAGAAGAGUCUAGCAUACGUNUGUGCGGCUGGCGUAGCGACAGGAGCAGGACUGCCACCUGUCUAUACAGUCUGCCUGAACCAUUACGGCUACAAAGUGACACUCAUCGGAUGGGGUCUCAUGACUUUUGUCGUCACAUCCCUCGGACUGUUGUGCGUACGUCCUCGCUUGCCAGAUUCGGCUAAGCCGCCAGCCCCUUCGAUGAGAGACUUUGACUUUACAAAGAAACCACUCUUUCUCAUCAUGCUCCUCGCAACGAUGGUACAAGCCAUUGCCCAUUACGGCCCGAGUCUGUAUCUGCCUUCUUUCGGAGCCGACCUUGGAGUGUCCGCUUCAGAAGCGGCCAUGCUUGCCAGUCUUCUGGAUCUAGCCCAGGCUAUCGGACAGCCUUUGCAGGGAUGGCUUGCCAUAGUNGACUGGCGCAAAUCCUAUUACAUCCCCAUGCUCAUCGGUACCAUUGGCGCAAGCCUCGAGGCUCUCCUGAUUUGGGGCUUUGCUCGCUCUCUCUGGUCGCUAUCCAUUUUUGCGCUAGCAUUCGGCAGUACUGCAGGUGGAUUCGCUGUACUGCGACAUCGUUUUGCAGCCGAAAUCGUAGGCGAUCAAGACGAGCAGGACAACCAGAGUUUGCUUGUGUUUGCUAUCCUGACAGCAAGUCGUGGUUCUGCAAUCAUUGGUUCGGGCUUCAUCAUGAAAACUUUCGUGCACGAGGGCUGGUCGAACAAAGGUUGGGGAGGAGGUCCGGCAUGGUCGAGCCUCGUAAUUUACACUGGCGUCAUGAUGUUCGCUGCGAGUUUCGGUGCAGUCGGCAUGUUCGUGAGUCCAACUAGGCGAUAUAGUAGAACAAAGGGUCCAUGCAGCGACGGGCCACUGAAAUGUAGCGUCAACAACAGCGAAGGCGAACUUGCCCGAACUUGCAUGGAGUUUCUGUUCAGCACGACGCAAUGCCAACACUCAAUCAAUAGUCUCGAUUCUGGGUUCGAUUUCGCUUUGAGCUUUGUGCGAUGA